UUGCCAGUCCCACCCAAUUGAGUGCAGCUUGGUAGUGACGGGCUUCCGCCUUUAGCUACGAGUAGCGACGUUCGAAACCAAGAAGAGUAACGCGGACCACUGACGGCGUUGUUGCCUCGACGUUUCACGUGCGGCCAUGGCGGGCGUGCAAGGCGGCCAUGGCGGCAGCUUGAGCGCGAGCGGCAGCGGCAGCGGCAGCGGCGGGGAGCGCGAGGCGAUGAGGGAGAGGGAGGCCUCGGCGGCUCUGGAGGAGCUGCGCGCCAUCGUGCAGGCGUGUGCGACCAUGCUGGGCAGGAAGCCCGCGUCCCUCAGCGCGCGUUUGAGCGGCGGCACGCGCGCGUGGUCGGGGGGGCGGACAGCGCGCUGUACGCCUCACAGCUGCUGCUCUUCGCCCUGCACCAAGCCCUGCGCGCCUGCCCCCUGCGCUCCGCCCUCGCCGCCUCCAAGGCGGUGCCCUGCACCAGCUGCUGUACCGCGCCAUAACUACCUUCGCCACGCUGCACCGCAUUCACCUGCGCUCCCUGCAGCAGCAGCAGAGGGGCGGCGCCAGGCGUCCCUACGGGCGGUGGGGGGCAGCAGGGGGGCGCCGCCCAGACCGCCCUCCGUGGGGCACGAGCAGCAGCGCCCAGCAGCGGCGUCGGACGGCGCGGAGGACGAGGAGCGCGUGCCGGAGCAGACGGCCAUGGCGCUGGGCUUUGCACGCAUCGCCCCGCUGCUGCCGGAGCUGGCGUCGCCCGUGACGGCGCCCUGCCUGCACCACCUGCUCGCCUUCACGCGCGCCGCCAACUCACCCUCCGCCCAGCCGCCGCCCUCGGGGCUGUCCGCUGACCGCCUGCAUCAAUUCGUGGCGGCUGUGGCAGACGAGCACGAGGCGAUGGGCAAGCGCACGGGCAUGGUGGCGGCAGCGCUGGGGCUGCAGGAGAGGGAGGUGGUGGUGGCGGACAGCGACGCCACGCUCUACCUCGACGCGCCCGGGGCCCCCAAGACCCUUGUGGGCCACGGCCGCCUCUACCUCACUCCCCUCGCCCUCUACUUCCAGGCGGACGCCACUGGCUUCCUGCGCACGGUGGCGGGCAAGGUGGAGCGCUUCGACCUCGCAGCGCUGGGGGCGGGCCACAAGGUGGCGGCGGUGGCGCCGGACGCGCUAUCGCUCAACGUCUUCUCCAUGACGCGCUCCCUCGCCCUCUCCUCCCGCCUGCAGCCCACGUGGACGCUGGAGUUCAUCGAGUACAAGCUGCAGCGCCAGCGCGACCUGUGGCACGCGCUGCUGGGGGAGGUGCUCGCGCUGCACGCCUUCCUUGCGGACUACAGGCCCGCACCCACUCACGUGCUGCCAGCUGGCACGGAGGAGGGGGAGGAGGAGGAGGGGGAGUUUGAGGAUGACCUGAGCGAUGGAACGGCCAGGGAGGCGGAGAAGCAGUCGCUGGGGCGGUUGUUGGUGGAGGAGGGGUGCCAGCAGGCGCUGUGGGCGAUGGUCAACGCCGUGCUGCAGCUGCAGGCGCUGCAGACGGUGAUCGGCAGCACGCCCCCUGACCCCGUGCGCCUGCUGCCCUUCUCGUGGGCGCGCACGGUGCCCGAGGGCCACCUCGUGGAGCAGGCCGUAGCGCUGCGCCUGUGGGGCCCGCAGCGCCUGCCGGCGCUCAAGACGGGCAAGUGGUCCGCCAAGCGCCUGGCGUACCUGCUGCAGGGGGGGGAGGACGAGGACGAGGGGGCGGGCGGCAGGGGCAGAGGGGUGGCGUCGCCGAGAGAGCUCUUCCUCAGGAGCAAGGGAGGUUGGGGGAGCGGCGUGGGGAAGGGCGAGGAGGAUGAGGUGGGGGAGAGCAGUGGAGGGGGGGAGGAGAGGAGCGGGAUGCCUGGUGGGCUCAGGCCUCUUGGGCGGUCUGCUUCCUGGAAGCUUCAGUCGUCUGUGUCGUUUUGGAAAGGGAAGGAGGGGGGAGGGUCUAUGGCUAGUGAGGGAUCGGUGGAGGAAGGGGAGGAGGAGGAGGAGGAAGAGGAGGAGGAGGAGGAGGAGGAGGAGAGGGGCUUUGGCGGUCGGAUUCACAGGAAGCUGGAGAAGGCUGUCAGGGUGGCGAGGGAGAGGGAGGAGCUAGCGGACAGGGCGCAGGCGACAGUGGAGGGGUCGCUCAUCGACGACAUCCCCAGCAACGUCACGCUGCUCCUCCACCUGCUGCAUCCGGCGUACACGGCGGUGCGUGCCGUGGUGGACAUCAUCCAGUGGAGGGAGCCGCUGCUCACCAUCCUCGCCGCCAUGCUCAUGCUCUUCCUCGUCAACGGGGGGUACAUCUGGCUCGUCCCGUCGCUCCUGCUGCUGCUCCUCGCCGCCGUCAUCAUCUUCUACCGCGUCACCAACCUCUCCUCCUCGCCGCCCGCCCGCCCCUCCUCGCCCAAGUCGCCCGGCGCUCAGUGGACCCCCGGCAGCCCGGCGCUGUCGUCGUCGUCGCCGCCACUGCAACCACGGCCACCAGCAUCCGCAUCACUCUCAGCCGCGGCGGCGGGGCGGGGCGGUGGCGGCGGGGCGAUGCGCAUGCUGGUGGUGGAGAUGGAGCCGACGCCCACGGCCAUGGCGUCGCUGCUGAUGGUGAAGGACGGCAUCGCCGCCGCGCUCACCGUCUUCCAGCGCGUCAACGUGGCGCUGCUCAAAGUCAGAAGCAUCUUCCAGUCCGCCGAGCCGCAGCUGUCCAGGAAGGUGUGUUCGCUCCUGCUGGUGGGGGCGGCGGCGUGCGCUGUGGUGCCGCUGCUGGUGCCGGCGCGUGUGAUCGGCACGGUGGUCGUGCUGCAUGUCUUCUCCGCCUACUUCAACUUCCAGAAGCAGAAGGGCGGCCCGCAGACGGCGUCGGUGGGCCACAAGCUGCAGCGCUGGUGGCUGCUGGUGCCCGUGCCCGCCGUCAAGGUGGUGCUCAAGGGCUCUGCCGCCGCCGCUCAGGCAGCCGCGCCCACCUCGCACGCCGAUAAGGUCAAGUGACACCUCGACUAGGUCACGCGCGACUGGGCGCGACUCACCAACGUUGCGGCGGACGGCAUCAUCCGGUCGUGACUGCCGCUUCCAAUGUUCUGGGAGGUCACGACUACUUGGCUUUCUGUGUUUCAGUCUGCCCUUGAAAUUCCUAGUCUUCAAGUUUUUCUGAUGCGAGUGUGAUAGUUUAGAUGGCGAGUGGAGGAAGAUACACGGAGAGCGUGAAGGCUUAGGUCGACGGUACAGUGGCGGAAAGCAUACAGGUCUCACACGUGACGACUGGAAACUACCCACUCAUUUUGGUAGGGAUUGGGUGGUGGGGAUUGGGUGGAGCGAGAGAUACACAAAGCAAGGCGGUUGAUGCGUGGAUUGGUCUGGGCCCCUCGGCUUGCGCUACCCACAACUCACGUAUGGAACUGGCGAAGAAACUUGUGCAGAGAGAAAAUUGCGAGUCAACGCCGGAUCGAAGUGAAGCUUAGCGAACCGUG
Closterium sp. NIES-67 is the source of this 3441-nucleotide messenger RNA. NCBI's taxonomy places the organism in Eukaryota, Viridiplantae, Streptophyta, Zygnematophyceae, Desmidiales, Closteriaceae. The record is from the annotation of a GenBank genome assembly.